This is a messenger RNA of Dipodomys spectabilis (banner-tailed kangaroo rat), 7047 nucleotides long. It is a transcript of the gene Vcl, whose product is annotated as vinculin. Gene Ontology annotation, molecular function: structural molecule activity; actin filament binding. Gene Ontology annotation, biological process: cell adhesion. Lineage: Eukaryota; Metazoa; Chordata; Mammalia; Rodentia; Heteromyidae. The record is from RefSeq and is a predicted model, not a curated record. Gene Ontology annotation, cellular component: actin cytoskeleton. Bases 100 to 3504 code for a protein of 1134 amino acids. The transcript has 22 exons.
CCCGGAGUCGCUGUUGGGAGUCUGUCUCUCCGCGGGUUCCUUUCCCCGCAGAUCUUGUUCUCGGUCGCUCGCGGUUCGCCGCCCCGCUAAGUCGCCGCGAUGCCGGUGUUUCAUACACGCACGAUUGAGAGCAUCUUGGAGCCGGUGGCGCAGCAGAUCUCGCACCUGGUGAUUAUGCACGAGGAGGGCGAGGUGGACGGCAAAGCCAUUCCUGACCUCACGGCGCCCGUGGCUGCGGUGCAAGCGGCGGUCAGCAACCUAGUCCGGGUUGGAAAAGAGACUGUUCAGACCACCGAGGAUCAGAUUUUGAAGAGAGAUAUGCCACCGGCAUUUAUUAAGGUCGAGAAUGCUUGCACCAAGCUUGUUCAGGCAGCGCAGAUGCUUCAGUCAGACCCUUACUCAGUGCCUGCUCGAGAUUAUCUCAUCGAUGGGUCAAGGGGCAUCCUUUCUGGCACAUCAGACCUGCUUCUUACCUUUGAUGAGGCUGAGGUUCGGAAAAUCAUUCGUGUUUGCAAAGGCAUCUUGGAAUAUCUUACAGUGGCAGAGGUAGUGGAGACUAUGGAAGAUUUGGUCACUUAUACAAAGAAUCUUGGGCCAGGAAUGACUAAGAUGGCCAAGAUGAUUGAUGAGAGACAGCAGGAGCUGACUCACCAGGAGCAUCGAGUGAUGCUGGUGAACUCGAUGAAUACUGUGAAAGAGUUGCUUCCAGUUCUCAUUUCAGCUAUGAAGAUUUUUGUAACAACUAAAAACUCAAAAAACCAAGGAAUAGAAGAAGCUUUGAAAAAUCGCAAUUUUACUGUAGAAAAGAUGAGUGCUGAAAUUAAUGAGAUCAUUCGUGUCUUACAACUCACUUCUUGGGAUGAAGAUGCCUGGGCCAGCAAGGACACUGAAGCCAUGAAGAGAGCACUAGCCUCCAUAGACUCUAAACUGAACCAGGCCAAAGGUUGGCUUCGGGACCCCAAUGCCAACCCAGGGGAUGCUGGUGAGCAAGCCAUCAGGCAGAUCUUAGAUGAAGCUGGCAAAGUUGGUGAACUUUGUGCAGGCAAGGAACGCAGGGAGAUCCUGGGAACCUGCAAGAUGCUGGGGCAGAUGACUGAUCAAGUGGCUGACCUCCGAGCCAGAGGACAAGGAGCCUCACCUGUGGCCAUGCAGAAAGCCCAGCAGGUAUCUCAAGGACUGGAUGUGCUUACAGCGAAGGUAGAAAAUGCAGCUCGCAAGCUGGAAGCCAUGACAAACUCAAAGCAGAGUAUUGCGAAGAAGAUCGAUGCUGCUCAGAAUUGGCUUGCAGAUCCAAAUGGUGGACCUGAAGGGGAAGAACAGAUUCGAGGGGCUUUGGCUGAAGCUCGGAAAAUAGCAGAAUUGUGUGAUGAUCCAAAAGAGAGAGAUGACAUUCUGCGUUCCCUUGGAGAAAUAGCUGCUCUGACUUCGAAAUUAGCAGAUUUAAGAAGACAGGGUAAAGGAGAUUCCCCAGAGGCUCGAGCACUGGCCAAACAGGUAGCCACUGCCUUGCAGAACCUGCAGUCCAAAACCAACAGGGCUGUGGCCAACAGCAGACCUGCCAAGGCAGCUGUCCACCUGGAGGGCAAGAUUGAGCAAGCUCAGCGGUGGAUUGACAAUCCCACAGUGGACGACCGGGGAGUAGGCCAGGCUGCCAUCCGGGGGCUUGUAGCUGAAGGACAUCGUCUGGCUAAUGUUAUGAUGGGACCUUAUCGGCAAGAUCUUCUGGCUAAGUGUGACCGUGUGGAUCAGCUGACAGCUCAGUUGGCUGACCUGGCUGCCCGAGGGGAAGGGGAGAGUCCUCAGGCCAGAGCACUUGCAUCACAGCUUCAAGACUCCUUAAAGGAUCUGAAAGCCCAGAUGCAAGAAGCCAUGACUCAGGAGGUGUCAGAUGUUUUCAGUGAUACCACGACUCCCAUCAAGCUAUUGGCAGUGGCGGCCACUGCCCCUCCUGAUACUCCCAAUAGGGAGGAGGUAUUUGAUGAGAGAGCAGCAAACUUUGAGAACCAUUCAGGAAGGCUUGGAGCCACAGCAGAGAAGGCGGCUGCUGUUGGUACUGCUAACAAAUCAACAGUGGAAGGCAUUCAGGCGUCAGUGAAGACGGCCCGAGAACUCACACCCCAGGUUGUAUCUGCUGCUCGCAUCUUACUUAGGAACCCUGGAAAUCAAGCUGCUUAUGAACAUUUUGAGACUAUGAAGAACCAGUGGAUUGAUAAUGUUGAAAAAAUGACAGGGCUGGUGGACGAAGCAAUUGAUACCAAAUCUCUCUUGGAUGCUUCUGAAGAAGCAAUCAAAAAGGACCUGGACAAGUGUAAGGUAGCUAUGGCCAACAUUCAGCCGCAGAUGCUGGUCGCUGGAGCAACCAGUAUCGCUCGUCGGGCCAACCGAAUCCUGCUGGUUGCUAAGAGGGAGGUAGAGAACUCUGAAGAUCCCAAGUUCCGUGAGGCUGUCAAAGCCGCCUCUGAUGAACUGAGCAAAACCAUCUCCCCGAUGGUGCUGGAUGCAAAGGCUGUGGCUGGAAACAUCUCUGACCCUGGCCUGCAAAAGAGCUUCCUGGACUCAGGAUAUCGGAUCCUGGGAGCUGUGGCCAAGGUCAGAGAAGCUUUCCAACCUCAGGAGCCUGACUUCCCGCCGCCUCCACCAGACCUUGAACAGCUCCGUCUAACAGAUGAGCUUGCUCCUCCCAAACCACCACUGCCUGAGGGUGAGGUCCCUCCACCCAGGCCCCCACCUCCAGAGGAAAAGGAUGAAGAGUUCCCUGAGCAGAAAGCCGGGGAGGUGAUUAACCAGCCAAUGAUGAUGGCUGCCAGGCAGCUCCAUGAUGAAGCUCGCAAAUGGUCCAGCAAGCCGGGUGUCCCAGCCACUAAGGUGGGUAUAGGAGUUGUAGCUGAGGCAGAUGUGGCUGAUGCUGUUGGGUUCCCUGUCCCCUCUGACAUGGAAGAUGAUUACGAACCUGAGCUGCUGUUAAUGCCAUCUAAUCAGCCAGUCAACCAGCCCAUUCUGGCCGCGGCUCAGUCCUUGCAUCGGGAAGCUACCAAGUGGUCUAGUAAGGGCAAUGACAUCAUUGCAGCAGCCAAGCGCAUGGCUCUACUGAUGGCUGAGAUGUCUCGGCUUGUGAGAGGGGGCAGUGGUACCAAGCGGGCACUUAUUCAGUGUGCCAAGGACAUCGCCAAGGCCUCAGAUGAGGUCACUCGGUUGGCCAAGGAGGUUGCCAAGCAGUGCACAGAUAAGCGGAUUAGAACCAAUCUCUUGCAGGUAUGUGAGCGAAUCCCAACUAUAAGUACCCAGCUGAAAAUCCUGUCUACAGUGAAGGCCACCAUGCUGGGCCGGACCAACAUCAGUGAUGAGGAAUCUGAACAGGCCACGGAGAUGCUGGUUCACAAUGCCCAGAACCUUAUGCAGUCUGUGAAAGAGACUGUGCGAGAGGCAGAGGCUGCUUCAAUCAAAAUCCGAACAGAUGCUGGAUUUACACUGCGCUGGGUCAGAAAGACUCCUUGGUACCAGUAGGCACCUAGCCAAACCUGGCUGUACAGAAACCCCAACUAAACAGGAGAAUAAUCUGAAUUCCAGAUGUCAUAAUGAAUUGCUGGGGAUCAAAAGCCACAUCCUAGCCAGAAAGAAAUGGGGGCCCUCUUUAUAUUAGAAAACAUUUAUAUACUUUUGUCAGGCACACUUUGAAGCAGGUUUCCAUGUAUACCCUGUAUUCCCAAACACAGUUAUAGUUGUACACACACUCUCCCAAUAGGCAAACUAUUCUAGAAAGCCCAUGAACUUUAUGUAAACUAGGAACCUCAGAUGAACACUAGCCAGAAACUCUGUUCUAUCCCUACUCAUUAUGGGACAUUUCCUUCUGUUUCCCAUUCACCGGCUCUCAUUUUCCUAAGUUUCCAAGCAAGGGAACAGCAAGUCAGUUAAGAAAAUCACUGUGCCUCCAGAAAUUGUUUUAGGUUUUCUAUGUUGUUGCCGACCUUGCCUGUUUUCCUUAGGCUGUGCUACCUUCUUCCUUUUCAAAAGUAAGCUUCACAGCUACAGGAAAAGGUGGCCUCUGGGGAGUCUGGCAUAUAUGGCCUGGAUUCAUUGCCUAUUCUUCCAAAUUUAAUCCUUUUAGUUUCCCACUAGAAUAAUACCUGAUUUCACUGUCAGGAGGAAAUCCCAGAAUCACAGGAUUCUGUUUUUUACCAAGUCUGUGAGCAAUGUCUGUAUUAGGGAAAUUUCCAGUCCCAUCUCCUUCCAAGGUAACUGUCUCACAAACACUUUGUUUCUGGUGCUCUCUGCCACUGGAGGGGCAGAGGAGCUAAGGGUAUGGUUGUGCCCAUCCUCCCAGAGGGCCACUCCCGGUGCUCCAUGCUUUGUCACUGCCUGCAGAGGCCUGAGCUGAGGCCUUACCAUUCAUUCUUAGCUCUUAACUUUUUCCACCCCCUUUUUCCUGAGCUGAAAUGCUGCAUUUAAUUUUUAACCAAAUCAUGGUAUAUAUCUUAGGCCUUUGUUGUUGUCUUCCACUAUCCCUUACUAAAUAAGCUUUUAAGGACACAUAGGUGUGUGCUUGUUUUUUUUUUUUAUUUUUUUUUGAGAUGGGGGUCUUACAUGUUGCCUGUGUGGAUCUUGCACUCUUGUACCCAAGUGAUUCUCCUGAGUCAGCCUCCCAAAUAACUGGGACUACAGGUUCACACUACCCAUUCCUAGCUUUGUAAUUUAAAAGAUUCUUUCUCUUUUUGAAAUUCAGCCCUAAGAAUUAGUGCUUGGUCUCCAAGAGUAUUUAAUGGAAAUGCAACCUUUUUUUGAAGGACACUUCCUAUCUAAGAGACAGUGGUAUUUGCAGACUAGAAUUCUGGUGCUCCUGUAGAUAAUGGGAAAUGCUCUCCUUAGCUCCUACCUCCCUUCAACCAACUAAAAGCUGAGCCCCUAAAUAUGAUUGUUCAAGAGAAUGAGUUUUUCUCCUAAAAACAAGUGUUCAAGAGGAUAAUGAGUUCAUUUUAAUUAUCACUAUAGUAGUUUCCUAUUAGGCAACAUCAGAUAGAAGGCAACUUUUCCUUUUCUUGCACUAUCAGUGCUGUCUAAGCAUUCCCUAGCACAUAAAAUCGUAUUUAUUCCCAAACUCAGAACCAAAUGGUUCCUUCCUCUGCCCAAUGUGUUAAGAUUCCAACACUGAAUGUGUAAAUCCUGUCUUAAGUUGGUCCUAUACACUUGGGCAUCCUCUAUUUUCUUUUAACUAUUUUUUUCCAAGGCCCUCAGCAUAUGUUUAUAGUUGCUUACCUGACAUAAAUGCAAUAUUAAUGCCUUUAAAGUAUGAAUCUAUGCCAAAGAUCACCUUUUGUUUUACUAAAGAUUACUUAGAGGAAAUAAGGAAAUCAUUUGCUCUCCAUGUUCUUCCAGUGUUUUAAAACACUGGUUUACACUUUAUGCCAGAUGUGCUUUCUCCAAUAACAGUGCUCAAGACACAGUGAAGCAAAAAAAAAAAAAAAAAGCCCCUGAAUGAUGACUUUGAGAUAUCACCACUAAAAAGAACUAUAUGUAUAACCUAGGAUUUGUUAUAUGAAAAUAUUUUCUGCCUCUUCUUUUGUUCUGUUUAAAACAAUAAAAUGCAUUUAUAUAAAUAAUGCUCUAAAUGGGUAUUAUUUUAGCAAGACCUCUUAAGCCUAUUUUUCCUUUGCUUUUAAAGAUUAACCAAUGAAACUAAUUCUCAAGAUCUGCAACUAAAGAUUUUUAUUUUAUCUAAUUAGAAGACCAAAUGGAACUAUGUUAUAAAGGACAGCUUUGGGGAUUAUACACUAAGAGUAGAGGUGACACAGGUUCAGUGGGCAGAAAGCAGCUGAUCAUCCUGGUUGAAGAAGUCUUUCAUCUUACAAGAUUCUAGCUAAUAUUGGAGAGCAUCAUUGUCUUCUAAAAGCUUAAGCUGUGAAAUGUGGAAGACCAUUAGAAGACCAUUUUAUUGUUAAUAUUAUUAUUAUUAUUCCAAAACACAGUACAGAGCAAUAAGGUUGUUAAGAAAUUACCAGGGUUUUGAGACAGAGGUUGCUUUGGGGGAUAUAUUCCUCUUCUUGUUUAAGGAAGCACCAAGUAACACAUUAGGAACAGGUUUUUGGAUAAAGUGGGAAAGCAUUGUUUUUGCCUGAUUUUCUAGAUCUGAAAAGAUAUCAUUGAAGGUGUUGUCAACUGCAACUACUAGUAUUUUGCUUAGAAAAAUUGCCACCUGUGUCUAAGGCUACUGAAUUAGCUCAGCAACUUGAGGCUGCUUUUUUUUUUUUUUUUUCUAUUUAUCCCAUUUGUGUUAAAUGGUGCUUCCUUCCUGUUGUGUUACAGUACUUCCUCAAAUCAUUUGUUUCUAAGGACAAGGCUAGCAUAUUUCAAGGUUUUCAACAGAAUCAUUUAAGGAUUGAACCUAUCAGGCGAACUUUCCCUUUGGAUAAAAUGAUGGGGACUCUUUCAUGCAGAAAAACAUUUCAUUUGUUCUUAAAAUCUCUUUAAGAAUUUAGUUAGACUAAAGGGACUAUUCUGAGAUUAACUAGAAUUCUGUACUUGAAAAAUAUUCUAAUGACUAUUCUUGGACCCAUAUUGGUAGGUGGUAGUAAAAAUAGUAGUUUUGGUCACUUACCAAUUCAACUGUGGCCAGACAAGUGAUGUUUAAAGUAUAAAUGGCUGUGAACACACCAAUUUGAGGAGAAAAGCAAUUGGACAAGCUUUGAAGAAGCUCUCAUUUCUUAUGGUAGCACAGAGGAAUCUGAUAACUGUUCAGCAUGCACUAACACUGAGGUUUAAAACUGUUCAAUCAAAAAUCAAGCUAAAAAAAUCAAUUUGUUAUUUUGAUCUAUUUUAUUGACAGUAUAGCCAGAACUAGGGAAAGGACUUACUGGAUUAUAUAAUAAAUACAAUAACUUAAUUGUAAAAGGAAACUGUGUCUACUUGGAAGUUUUAGAAGAAAUUGCUGGAGGCAAGGGACUAUUGGUAUACAUUCUUGGGUAUAAGAGAAGAUACAGCACAGGAAGAAAAUAAAUUGGACAGUCCAGAUUAUGGAUAACUGAGAUCAGGGAUUCUGUAGAAAGAAAAGCAAAU